AUGGCGCUGUUCCCUCAGGAUAAGGCUUUGGCUUCACUCAAAGGCUUCCUCCAGUCUGGCGCAUACUCAGAUCUCAACAUCACCUGCGGCAGCAACACGUACAAGGUCCACAAGAUCGUCGUCUGCGAGCGCGUUAGCUUCUUUGCUCGCGCACUCGAGUUUGGCGGACAGGAAACCCAGGAUAAUGUUAUCAAACUUGCCGACGAUGAGCCUGAAAUCAUCAAGCUCUUGAUCCAGUAUAUCUACGAAAGCGAGUAUGAGCCACAGUUACCAGAACACGACACCUCGAUAGAAAAGCCGCCGAACGUCCCGACACGUCCUCGCCUAACAAGGAACGCGCAGGGGGUCUGCUACACUUACGAACUCCCCCAUACGUGCUGGCUGUUGAACGGUUACUGCCUUAAGCCCACCAUCUGUCCCCACCAUACAUGCGCAGCCAGUCUUUUCACGAACACGGGAGCUUGCAACUUCAAAUGUUCCGGGUUCCAGUGCAGAGAAUGUAAACCAUUCCCUCCUACAUUAUCCCAGCUACCUACCAUCACCGGCACGUCCGAUCAGCUUCUCGUCCAUGCUAAGAUGUACGAGAUCGCCGACAAAUACGAUGUGCCAGGACUAAAAGAUUUGGUUAUCGAGAAAUUCCGCAGGGCGUGCAGGCAGGGCUGGGACUGCGCGAAGUUUCCCAUCGCCGCCCACUAUGUCUUCUCGACUACGCCCGAUGAAGACAAAGGCCUGCGCAACGUAGUCGCUAGUACGAUCGCGAGUCACAUGAAGGAAUUAGUGAAGAAACCAGAGAUUGAAUCUCUGUUGAAAGAGUUCAGCAGUCUGUCCUAUGGGCUGCUCAAGGCCAAGAUAGAAUCUGGGUGGCAGUGA
Molecule: messenger RNA, 870 nt
Organism: Alternaria ventricosa
Lineage: Eukaryota; Fungi; Ascomycota; Dothideomycetes; Pleosporales; Pleosporaceae
Exons: 3
Coding region: 1-870 (289 amino acids)
Molecular function (GO): protein binding
Source: RefSeq, a predicted model, not a curated record